AACAUCGAGCCGAAAGCUAAGAAUCCGAAGCCCAAGAACGAAAGCCCAAAAAGGGCGAUGGUGGUUUAAUAAAAUCCCGGAGUCCGAGCCUCAAAAAUCCUCUGUCUUCUUCUCUCCCCAACUUCACGCCUCUUCAUCACUAUAUAUAUACACACCCACACUCAAUUGUAUCUAUUCUCGUCAAAGAAUAUAUACAUCUUGAAGAGAUUUUUUUACUUCUGAUUUUGGCAAAAAGAACAGUCUACAAAGAUACCUAGAAGAUGGCGAAUUUAGUCAUUACUGGUAUCUUGGAGAAGAUGACUGGGAAAGAUAAAGAUUACAGAUACAUGGCAACUUCUGAUUUGUUAAAUGAAUUAAACAAAGAAGGCUUAAAACUCGAUAGUGAUCUGGAGAUAAAGUUGUCAAAUAUUGUCUUGCAACAACUUGAUGAUGCAGCUGGCGAUGUGUCUGGAUUAGCUGUGAAAUGUCUGUCUCCACUGGUAAAGAAAAUCCACGAGGCACAUGUGCUCGAGAUGACAAAUAAACUUUGUGAUAAAUUACUAAACGGAAAGGAACAGCAUCGAGAUAUUGCAAGCAUAGCCCUGAAGACAAUUGUUUGUGAAGUCCCAACAACAUCAGCUGCACAAUCUAUACUUGUCUCUGUCACUCCAAAGCUAAUUAGAGGAAUAACAGGCCCUGGAAUGAACACAGAGAUCAAGUGUGUAUGUCUUGAUAUAUUAUGUGAUGUUCUGCAUACAUUUGGGAAUCUGGUGGCAUCAGACCACGAGGUUUUGUUAGGUGCCCUGCUUCCGCAAUUAAGUUUCAAUCAUGCCAGUGUGAGGAAGAAGACUGUUUCAUGUAUUGCCUCUUUAGCUUCAAGCUUGUCUGAUGAUCUGUUGGCAAAAGCUACAGUGGAAGUUGUUAGACUUCUAAAGAAUAAAGGAGCAAAACCCGAAAUGGCUCGUACUAACAUUCAGAUGAUAGGGGCUUUGAGUCGUGCUGUUGGAUACCGUUUUGGUACCCAUCUCGGAGACACAAUUCCUGUGCUAAUAAACUAUUGUAAGAGUGCUUCGGAGAAUGAUGAGGAACUUCGUGAGUACAGCUUGCAGGCACUGGAGAGCUUCUUACUAAGGUGCCCCAGAGAUAUAUCUUCCUACUGUGAUGAAAUUCUUGAUCUUAAUCUGGAAUUUCUUAGCUAUGAUCCUAAUUUCACUGAUAACAUGGAGGAGGAUACUGAUGAUGAAAGCCAUGAGGAAGAUGAGGAUGACGAGAGUGCUAAUGAAUAUACCGAUGAUGAGGACGUCAGUUGGAAAGUCCGAAGAGCUGCUGCGAAAUGUUUGGCAGCUUUAAUUAUGUCUCGUCCGGAGAUGCUGUCAAAGCUGUAUAUAGAGGCUUGUCCAAAAUUGAUUGACAGAUUCAAAGAGAGAGAAGAAAAUGUUAAGAUGGAUGUGUUCAAUACAUUUAUUGAAUUACUGCGUCAGACACGAAAUGUCACAAAAGGGCAGAAUGAAAUUAAUGAGUCCAGUCCCAAGUGGUUGUUGAAACAAGAAGUACCCAAAGUUGUUAAAUCUAUCAACAGGCAGCUGCGCGAAAAAUCUGUCAAGACAAAGGUUGGCGCAUUUUCAGUUUUGAAAGAACUUGUUGUUGUCUUGCCUGACUGUCUUGCUGACCAUAUUGGAUCGCUCAUUCCAGGAAUAGAAAAGGCCUUGUGUGACAAAUCCUCUACCUCGAAUUUGAAAAUAGAGGCUCUAAUAUUUACAAGAUUAGUGUUAGCUUCUCAUUCUCCUCCUGUGUUUCACCCUUACAUUAAGGCUAUCUCUGGUCCUGUUUUAUCAGCUGUUGGUGAACGUUACUACAAAGUUACAGCUGAGGCACUAAGAGUAUGCGGGGAGCUUGUUUGUGUCGUCCGCCCCAAUGUGGAGGGGUGCGGUUUUGAUUUCAAGCCAUAUGUUCAUCCAAUCUAUAAUGUGAUCAUGGCACGUUUGACAAACCAAGAUCAAGAUCAGGAGGUUAAAGAAUGUGCUAUUUCUUGCAUGGGGCUUGUCGUUUCAACAUUUGGUGAUAAUCUUAGAGCAGAGUUAACUGCAUGCCUACCUGUUCUUGUGGAUCGAAUGGGAAAUGAGAUAACUCGACUCACAGCUGUAAAGGCCUUUGCUGUAAUUGCUGCUUCUCCGCUGCACCUAGACCUCUCAUGUGUCCUAGAGCAUGUUAUUGCAGAGCUAACUGCUUUCUUAAGGAAGGCUAAUCGAGCACUGAGACAGGCAACACUUGGAACAUUGAAUACACUUAUUGUUGCUUAUGGUGAUAAAAUUGGUUCAGCUGCUUAUGAAGUUAUCAUUGUGGAACUCUCAACUUUGAUAAGUGACUCUGAUUUGCAUAUGGCUGCUCUUGCCUUGGAGCUUUGCUCUACCUUAAUGGCCGACAGAAAGUCAACACCAAAUGUUGGUUUAACGGUCAGAAAUAAAGUUCUUCCACAAGCUCUAACUUUAGUAAGAAGCUCGUUGCUCCAGGGACAGGCCCUCUUGGCUUUGCAAAGUUUUUUUGCUGCGCUGGUGUACUCCGCAAAUACCAGCUUUGAUGAUCUCUUAGACUCACUUCUAUUAACUGCUAAACCAUCAUCCAAAUCUGGAGGUGGUGUUGCAAAGCAGGCUCUAUUUUCUAUAGCACAAUGCGUGGCUGUUCUUUGCCUCGCUGCAGGGGAUCAGAAGUGUUCAUCUACAGUGAAAAUGCUUACAGCCAUGUUAAAAGCUGAUAGUGCUACAAAUUCGGGAAAGCAACACCUUUCCUUGCUAUGUUUGGGGGAAAUAGGCCGCAGGAAAGAUUUGAGUUCACAUGCACAUAUUGAAAAUAUUGUUAUUGAAUCUUUCCAAUCUCCUUUUGAAGAGAUAAAAUCUGCAGCCUCUUAUGCACUUGGGAACAUUGCUGUUGGUAAUCUAUCGAAGUAUCUGCCAUUUAUAUUGGACCAGAUUGAUAAUCAGCAGAAAAAGCAAUAUUUGCUUCUUCAUUCCCUGAAAGAGGUUAUAGUCAGACAAUCUGUGGAUAAAGCAGACUUUCAGGAUACCAGUGUUGAGAAAAUACUUAAUCUGCUGUUCAACCACUGCGAAAGUGAGGAAGAAGGCGUACGCAAUGUUGUAGCAGAAUGCUUGGGAAAAAUUGCUUUGAUUAAACCAGCAAAACUUGUUCCUGCACUAAAGGGGAGAUUGACUAGUCCGGCAGCCUUUACUAGAGCAACAGUAGUUAUCGCUGUAAAAUAUUCCAUUGUUGAACGGCCAGAGAAGAUUGAUGAGAUUAUAUAUCCUGAAAUUUCUUCUUUCUUGAUGCUCAUCAAGGAUCAGGAUCGGCAUGUUAGACGUGCAGCUGUUCUGGCCUUGAGUACAGCUGCUCAUAAUAAGCCAAACCUUGUGAAGGGCCUUCUUCCAGAGUUAUUACCACUUCUUUAUGAUCAGACUAUGAUUAAGAAAGAGCUGAUAAGAACAGUUGACCUUGGUCCUUUUAAGCACACAGUGGAUGAUGGCCUUGAGUUGAGGAAAGCAGCUUUUGAAUGUGUAGACACGUUGUUAGACGGCUGUCUUCAUCAAAUGAACCCUUCGUCAUUUAUAAUUCCAUACCUUAGAUCUGGUCUUGAUGAUCAUUACGAUGUUAAAAUGCCUUGCCACCUUAUCCUAUCAAAACUUGCGGACAAGUGUCCUUCAGCAGUACUUGCAGUGUUAGACUCGUUGGUGGAUCCUCUCCAGAAAACAAUUAAUUUUAGGCCAAAACAAGAUGCUGUGAAGCAGGAAGUUGAUCGUAAUGAGGACAUGAUCCGAAGUGCGCUCAGAGCAAUUGCUUCCCUAAAUCGCAUCAGUGGAGGAGAUUGCAGUCAUAAAUUCAAGAAUCUCAUGAGUGAGAUAUCAAAAUCCCCUACUCUUUGGGAGAAGUUUUGUUCUAUCCGGAACGAAUGAGGUGAUUGUCGAUACUUUCACCAAAAGUCCAAGGUUGUACCAUGGUCAUGGUUCAUAAUCUUCAUCUGAUAGAAGUAAAAAGAACAAAAGUAAAAAUGUAAUAGGACCAGCCUCAGAGAGAGAACAAGGCUAAUAGGUAAUGAUGGUUAGAGAAGGGGAUAUACCAUGUGAUCAUUUUUGUAUAUGGUUUCAACUGUUUGCUCUCUUUCUUGGUUCAUUGGCUAUUUUGUCUUCUGUUGUAACAAGUGUUAUUUUGGGUUUUGAUUCGGAAAUGGAAUUAUGUGUUUUAUAA
Daucus carota subsp. sativus is the source of this 4212-nucleotide messenger RNA. RefSeq names its product cullin-associated NEDD8-dissociated protein 1. The record is from RefSeq and is a predicted model, not a curated record. Gene Ontology annotation, biological process: protein ubiquitination; SCF complex assembly. Lineage: Eukaryota; Viridiplantae; Streptophyta; Magnoliopsida; Apiales; Apiaceae. The transcript has 29 exons. The coding region runs from base 261 to 3920 and encodes 1219 amino acids.